CGUAAUUAGACGCUCAUUCCUUCAGUCACGCUGAAACUGCGACUCUCAGCUCCAUCACAUCCACUUCUUUCCCCCGGACGCAGUCUUGCUUCUUUUUCUUCUUUUCUUUCUUUUUUUUUUUAUUUUUUGUUAUUAUUAUUAUUAUUUUUUAAAGGAGCACUGCCGUUUAUUCCCACAUUCGGCAGAACAGCCAGCAUCGGGAAGUCCACCUCGCUCGGACGUCUGUUUCUCUCCACUUUAGAGCUGCGUCUCACUUCUUUCAAUGGGUCUGUGCGUAGUGCUGCUCUGCUCUCUGUUCGGAGUUCUUCUUGGCCAAGGAGCAGAACAGAGGUCAAUGGAGGAGUGCUGUAAAGAUGGGCAAAAGUACGGCAAUGUCAAUGACGAGUGUGCAAAUGUGCCCCUUAUUUCUUCAUCAACCACGUGCAGGACAGUGCAGGAGCAGUGUUGUGAAACAGUGCUCAAGGAUAAAAUGUGCACCAAUGGUAUCAACAUUGCCAAAAGCCAGGGGGCCUGCGAUUCUUUACUCACCAACACCUGUGACACCAAGUCUAAAAAGUUGUGCUGUGACUGUUGUCUUCUGGGCAAGGCAGCCAAUGAGCUGGGUCUACCCUGUGACCACAACCUGUCUGUUGGCUAUCAGUGUAAUUUGGUGUACCGGGACUGCUGUAUGGAAGGAGCUCAGAAAAAUCAAGUGCCUAACGAGGAUGAGACAACUGAAAAUGGAGCUGUAGUGUUAAAUGAUCAGUGCAAUGGGAAAUGUGCUCAUCGUUGUGUGGGGAAUGACACGUGUGCCUGUUCCAAAGGAUAUAAACUCAAACCAGAUGGAAAGAGCUGUGAGGAUAUCAACGAGUGUUUGCUGGGAGCCAGCAACUGCCGGGGAGGAGAGCGUUGCAUCAACACAGAGGGCUCAUUCCGUUGCCAGAGAGAGGUCAGCUGUGGAACAGGAUAUGAACUCACUGACAGCAACAACUGCAAAGAUAUUGAUGAGUGUGAGACUGGCAUCCACAACUGUGGCUCCCAGUUUGUAUGCCAAAACACCAAGGGGUCAUUCCGUUGUCUGCCCAAAGUUCAGUGUGGUGCUGGCUUUAUCCAAGAUGCCCUUGGAAACUGCAUUGAUAUAAAUGAAUGUGUUAGCCAGACAAGCCCAUGCAGCCGAGGGCAGGUCUGCAUCAACACAAUGGGCUCCUACAUCUGCCAGAGGAACUCUGUCAACUGUGGUCGAGGAUACCACGUCAAUGAAGAGGGCACGCGCUGCACUGAUAUUGACGAGUGUAAGACCACUGAAAACGUCUGUGGAGGUCAUGCUUGCUUCAACAUGUUGGGCUCUUACCGCUGCGAGUGUGAAAUCGGCUACGCGUUCAAUAGCGUCACUCGGAUUUGUGAAGAUGUGAAUGAAUGCAGGCAUUACCCCGGCCGCCUGUGCGCUCAUAAGUGUGACAACACCCUGGGAUCCUACCAGUGUAGCUGCACCACAGGCUUCAAGUUAGCUGCUGACGGCAGAAAUUGUGAUGAUUUGAAUGAGUGUGAGAACAACCCAUGCAGUCAAGAGUGCACCAAUGUGUACGGCUCCUACCAGUGUUACUGCCGCCGCGGCUACCAGCUCAGUGACAUAGAUGGCAUGACUUGUGAAGACAUAGAUGAAUGUGCCCUGCCCACCGGAGGUCAUAUUUGCUCUUAUCGCUGUCACAACACUCCUGGCAGCUUCCACUGUUCCUGCCCUGUCAGUGGCUACACCAUGGCGGUAAACGGGCGCAGCUGCCAGGAUAUUGAUGAAUGUGUGACAGGAAGCCACACAUGCAUGGAGAGUGAACGCUGCUUCAAUGUACAGGGAGGAUUCAGAUGCCUUUCUUUCACGUGUCCAAACAACUACAGACAAGUUGAAGACACUCGAUGUGAACGCUUGCUUUGCAAUGAGUCUGUCGAGUGCCUGACCAUGCCCCUGAGAAUAACCCACUACUACCUCACCUUCCCCACCAACAUCCCCGUCUUCACCAGCAUCUUCCGCAUGGGCCCCUCCCACGCCGUGCCUGGCGAUGACAUCCAGAUUGCUAUUACAGCUGGCAACGAGGGCGGUUUCUUCAGGACUGAGCAGAUGCCCACUGGUGGUGUGAUGUCACUGGCUAAGCUCAUCGACCAGCCGCAGGACUUUGAGCUGUCUCUGGAAAUGAGGCUGCACCGCUAUGGCACAAUCACUACAUACUUGGCUAAAGUGCUGGUGUUUGUUACCCAGUAGGAGCCCAGAGUAUCCUAUAAUCCCCUACUAGAAUAAGCACAAGUGUUUCAUAGGUUUGCACAAGUUAUUACCCUCUUAAAAUGGAUGUGGCAUAUUAACUUAAUCUCAUGAAGAAAUCAGAAGAUUGCAAAAUGCAUGCAAGAGUAAAGCAUGAUGACGCAAUAUAGCCUACUAUAAAUGAUUACAGAACAUAAAGUAUAGGUAGAGCAUGUGCAGGUAAAUAUAAAUAUGAUUUCCAUGGGUUUCUAGCAGGUCUGGGCCUUUCAGGGCUGCUGUUGAACUACGGUUCAUUUGUAACCUCUGUCUUAUCGGCUAUCCAGGCUUUUUUUUUAAUUUUCUAUUACAUUUUUUUUAAUGAACUCUGAUAUUACUCUGUCUCCCAAUAAAUGCACAUUAAACAUGGCACACUUUUUUUUUGACAUUGUAAAAUACAGUAAACACAUAAAAUCCAUAAAAAAUGUUGCAUUUUAAUUGAUAAACUCUUUUUUUAACACAAAGCAUGUGGUUUGUUAUUUAGCAGUAUACGUUAGGUCCAACUGAAUGUAUCUUUUGAGGUAAGGCAUUGUCAAAGAAGCUACUGUAGGUGGCGUUCUAGGUCAGGGUAAAUCUCAAAAUGGUAACAACCCAAGUCUGCCGACAACUGAGUGUAAUUUGAUGAUGGUUGCAUGAUAAAGUCUGACAUUUUGCAGUAUUUUAUGGUUUAUGUGCUGGAUGAACAGUUUUCUAUUAAAACUGAAAUAGAAAUAACACAUGUUCAAGUCAAAACCAGUGUUUGAUAAUGGUGCUUUGUGGGGUUUAAUCAAAUACAGCAAAGGGAGCAGUUGGAAUGUGAGGCUAAAUCACAGAUGGAGGCAUGAUUUCCCCUCACAAAGUUUCAUAUUACUGUUAUUCUAGUAGUUUCAGAACACUCAGAGUAUAUUCUGUUUUAUUAUUGAAACAAUCGUUACACAAAGUACUUUAAGCAUACUAAUGGUAAACAGCAUUUAUUAUUGUCAUUAGUUUUUAUUGAAGAUUUCAUGCAUUAUAUCUGUAAACAUAUGAGCUGUGUUUUCUUUCUUUAACAUUGGCUAAAAAUAUAGAUUCAAUAAGUCAAAACCUUCUGUUAUAGACUGCACAUGCACACAUGUAAAAAAGUCCUCAUAUAAAAAAAUCAGUCGAGUGAUUCCUUCAAAUUCCAAUAAGCCACGCAGGGACCAGCCUUUGCAUUGUUACUCUUGCUUCCCAAAUGUCACUUACUAUCCACUGCAACAACAUCUUUUUGUGGCAGUGAUUUUCAUGCACAUAUCUUUAGCUCACAUUACACCGAUUUCCACUGUGUGCUGCGGGUGCAAACCCCAACACAGACAGAUAGUUCCAAACGAAGGCUGAGUAAGUGACACGAGAAGAGAUGCAGUGGCAAAGGAGAAGGAAAUGUGCACCAGCAGACAUUAUAAAUAGUUUGACAUGCUGUCAGGGUGCUGCCUGAGGGGCUGUGGCUUUUAAUAACUGUAAAUUCAGAUUUCUCAGGUUCCUCCUGUCCCAAACUGUUAAGCUAGUAAGGAUGCACUUGGUUCCUAUUGGGGAUAGCCUUAGAAUAAGAGCAUAGUGGUGUACAGGAGUUUUUUCCUCCCCUUUGACAUUGAGUUAUGGGGCUCUGGGCUCUGGCCGGUGGUCUGAACAAUUUGUGGUACAGCAACAUCACCGCGCACAAAAUGAAUGAUGCCCUGCAGUGUUUGUGUUGGGGCGUUAUCAAUGUGCUGACUAUAAAUAAUAAUUACCAAAAAAAUAAAAGGCCCUACACUUGACCAAAA
This is a messenger RNA of Archocentrus centrarchus (flier cichlid), 4023 nucleotides long. It is a transcript of the gene fbln1, whose product is annotated as fibulin 1. Gene Ontology annotation, molecular function: calcium ion binding; peptidase activator activity. The coding region runs from base 263 to 2233 and encodes 656 amino acids. Lineage: Eukaryota; Metazoa; Chordata; Actinopteri; Cichliformes; Cichlidae. The record is from RefSeq and is a predicted model, not a curated record. The transcript is spliced from 15 exons. Gene Ontology annotation, biological process: extracellular matrix organization. Gene Ontology annotation, cellular component: extracellular region.